UGUUUUCUUUUCUUUCUUUCUUUUUUUUAAUUACAGCUCAUUUAUUUCUGCUACAGCCAAGUGAGGUUUCGUAAAUAUUGGCGUCUGUAACGGAGUUUCCAGCGGAGAAUUCAACUUCCGUCCCCGUUUCGGAUAAUGGAACAGCCGAGCUGGAUAAAACUCACCGGCAGCGCAUUGCUGACGUAGUUUUCGGGGCAUUGUUGAAGCUGGGUGAACUGUGCUUGUCGCUCAGGUUUUACAUUUAGUGUCGAGACUUUUACUUAGGAGCUAAUAUUCAGUGAAGCUUCUCAAACGUUUUCAACCUUAUAGGGGGCACAGUUAGCAACAUUAGCCAUAUUUUCAAGUAAUUUGGCCAGACUGCGCGCUAACAAAGCUACCAGUUCCUUAUACUUUACAAGAGCCACACAAAGGAAAUGCGCUCGAUUAGUUGGAAAACAUUAAGAUGCUGGCAGUACAGACAACGCAGGCCUUUUAAUUUAACAUUCAGUCACUGAAUGUGUUACAAGAAAACCACUUUAUUUGUCAGCCUGGCGUUAAGUUUUCGGAUAUUUUUGGCUGAUUUGUUUCGUUGAAUAGUGAGGAAUGAAGCUGCCAUGGCUAUGAUCGGGAAGGACACAAGAGAUACAGUUAUUAAAAGAAGGUAGCUAACUGCGAGCUAACAAACAUAUGUGUUCAUGAAUGAGAUAAACUUAACAGCUUGGAUGCAGAGCAGACACAAACGUAGCACUUUUCAAGUGAGUUAAACUGUGGAUGAGCGCUGCUGUUAGCAUUGUGAGCUAGCAGGGGCUAAUUAGCGCUAAAGCUAUCCAUCGCGUUGAGGAGCGACAUCAACAACAAAUAAAGGCGAAACAAACCCGGUUUAUUUAACUCGACACUAAAUAUGGCAGCGGCCACAAACGAGGCGUUGUUUUUGAUAAAAGACGUGAAGCCCGGCUCGAAAAAUCUGAAUAUUGUUUUCAUCGUUUUGGAGAUCGGACGAGUGACUAAAACGAAAGAUGGCCACGAGGUGCGCUCCUGCAAAGUGGCAGAUAAAAGCGGAAGUAUCGCUAUCUCAGUUUGGGAUGAGCUGGGGGGUCUUAUUCAGCCCGGGGACAUCAUCAAGCUGACCAGAGGCUAUGCAUCUAUAUGGAAAGGUUGCCUGACCCUAUACACUGGAAGAGGGGGAGACAUUCAGAAGAUUGGAGAGUAACGGCACCAUGCCGCCGUUUUCUAACAACCCUCCACCAGGCACGCCCCGUGACCCGGGAUUCGGGAGCAUCGGACGUCCCAACGGCCGAUCACCCGGCAAUGGCGCCCCGCCGGUUAACGCUGCUGGACCCCAGACAGCCACAAAGUCCUCUGUUACCAUCAGCAACGGCAGGGAUCCGCGACGUGCCAAAAGAUGAAACCGGGGGGGAGUUGGUGGGGGCGAGGGUCAUCUUUUUUAAAAAAAAAAAUGGAUGCCCCCAUUUUCUCCUGCUACUCUCGGUUGUCCAC
Molecule: messenger RNA, 1476 nt
Organism: Austrofundulus limnaeus
Lineage: Eukaryota; Metazoa; Chordata; Actinopteri; Cyprinodontiformes; Rivulidae
Product: SOSS complex subunit B2
Biological process (GO): double-strand break repair via homologous recombination; mitotic G2/M transition checkpoint; response to ionizing radiation
Cellular component (GO): SOSS complex
Molecular function (GO): DNA binding
Source: RefSeq, a predicted model, not a curated record